UAGUUCUUGGCACAGGUAAUAGUGAUGAUUGUGCAACAUUGCCAGUGAGCUGUGCACUUGCGAAUAAUUGACGUAGGACCCGUGAGAGGCUCAGUCAGUAAAGCACUUUCCUUGCAAGUUCGGUCUCCGGAGCCUUUGAAAACAAUGGGUAUGAUGGUAUGGAUUCCCUUACAGUCCCCAUGCCGAGGAGGUGGAGCCAGGUAGAUCGCUAGGGCAGCUGCUAGCCAGCCUAACCUAUUAGGCAGGCUCCAAGCCAGCAAGAGACCUUGUCUCAAGGAAAAGGUAAGGGAACCCUCCCUCAAGCCCACAUGCAUCAUCUCAGGUGUUUUCCUUCUCCCCAAGUGCCUCUCUUUCUCUUAACCUUCAUGUUUAAGCGUGUCCUGAACAAAUGCCACUCUCUGUCUUUGUCACCAGCAACAUGAAGCUGCAGUUCAGGCAGGAGAAGUUGUUCCAGCCCGUGACACAGUUCCAGUACCCUCAGCCUAAGCUGCUAGAACACAGACCCACAGAGCUGCUGACGCUUACCCCCUGGUUGGCACCCAUCAUCUCCGAGGGAACCUUCAACCCAGAGCUUCUGCAGAAUAUGUACCAGCCGUUGAACCUGACCAUCGGAGUCACCGUGUUCGCCGUGGGGAAGUGAGUAGUGGGCUAGGCAGGGGUGGGGCUGGGUCUCCUUGAGCCACUGGGGUUUGUGGUCUAGAGAGGCCAGUGUGGCCGAGUGCUAGGCAGUGAUAUGGAGGAGC
Molecule: messenger RNA, 743 nt
Organism: Alexandromys fortis (reed vole)
Lineage: Eukaryota; Metazoa; Chordata; Mammalia; Rodentia; Cricetidae
Product: globoside alpha-1,3-N-acetylgalactosaminyltransferase 1-like
Exons: 3
Coding region: 389-640 (83 amino acids)
Biological process (GO): carbohydrate metabolic process
Cellular component (GO): Golgi apparatus; membrane; vesicle
Molecular function (GO): globoside alpha-N-acetylgalactosaminyltransferase activity
Source: RefSeq, a predicted model, not a curated record